AUGGGUGACCAGCAGCUCUACUGGAGUCACUCUCGCAAAAUCGGCCAGGGGUCUUGGUCGUACCGUUCAAACCGGCGUGGCCUGAUCUGCAAGUACGGCCUGAACAUGUGCCACCUGUGUUUCUGGCGGUAUGUGAAACUCAUCGGUUUCAUCAAGUUGAAUUGA
Messenger RNA from Trichosurus vulpecula (common brushtail), 165 nucleotides. RefSeq names its product 40S ribosomal protein S29-like. The coding region runs from base 1 to 165 and encodes 54 amino acids. Gene Ontology annotation, cellular component: cytosolic small ribosomal subunit. The transcript has a single exon. NCBI's taxonomy places the organism in Eukaryota, Metazoa, Chordata, Mammalia, Diprotodontia, Phalangeridae. Gene Ontology annotation, molecular function: structural constituent of ribosome; zinc ion binding. The record is from RefSeq and is a predicted model, not a curated record.